AUGAGUGCUGAAAAUCGAGGACCAUACGACUAUACCCAAUCGGAAAAAUCCUAUUUGAUGUGGGCAGUAGCAAUUGGAACCCUACUAGCCGCAUGGCCUUUUCACUGGUUCUAUGAGAACUAUGGAGCCCGAUCGGUGUUCUUCGCGGCCGGUAUGAUCUCGACAGUCGCAACAGCGGCAAUGCCUCUCGCAGCAACCUACAGUUGGCACGCUUUUCUGUUGGCACGAUUCUUCCAAGGAGUAUCAUUUGGAGCCGAUUUUGCGGCCAUCGGCCUCAUCGUCGUUCAUUGGGCUUCAUUGAAACAACACGGGUUUUUCAUCGCGUUAUUGUCAUCGUUUUCACAGUUAUCGGUCAUGUUUACGAUGCCGGUGGCUGGCGAGCUAUGUGAAUCCUCGCUGGGGUGGCCUUCCGUAUACUAUGUGCAUUCAGCUCUCAGUGGAAUCCUUUUUACUAUUUGGUACUACUUCUACAGAGAUGACCCAUCUGAACACGCUUCGAUGACCGAAAUUGAGCUUGAGAAGAUUAACCGUGGUAAGGGAGAGAUCAAGUUAAAAGAACCGGCGCCCAUCAAGGAAAUCAUGACCAAUCCGGUGAUGUGGGCAGUGUGGCUAUCUGCGUUCGGUGAACUCAUGAUGUCACAAUUUAUAGUCAUGUAUGCACCUACCUAUCUCAAAGAGGUUCUUGGAUUCCGAGUUGCUCACACCGGUUAUUUUGUUGCUGUACCUCGUGCACUUCACUUAGCCUUCAAAAUUAUUAGCGGUAUAGCCAGCGAUAGAAUUCUAUUCCUAACAGAGAAAACGAAAAUGAGAUUGUUCAACACCAUCGCUCUAAUGGUUUCGGGAACAUUCUUCUGUGUACUUGGGUUUUUACCAAGAGAACUAUCUAGCUACGCACUUGUUACACUGCUCAUCAUUGAAUGUUCGACGGGUUUCAUAUGCGGAGGUUUCUAUAAAUGCGCUACUCUUGUUGCCAGGCAGCACUCCCACUUCGUCCUGUCACAAAUUCAAUUCAUCAAGUGCCUAUCAUUGUUUAUCGAGCCACUACUAGUAUUCCUGAUCUGUACGCAUAAUACUCUAGCAGAGUGGCGAGUGGUCUUCUUGAUACACGGAGUGCUUCUUAUCGCUGGAAACAUCAUUUUCUGCUACUUCGCCACGGAUAAACCUGCAGCAUUUACUCAUGUUGCAUCCACAGAAGGACUGGCAGUCGUACCACCAGAACAGCAAAGGUGA
This is a messenger RNA of Haemonchus placei, 1230 nucleotides long. The record is from the annotation of a GenBank genome assembly. NCBI's taxonomy places the organism in Eukaryota, Metazoa, Nematoda, Chromadorea, Rhabditida, Trichostrongylidae.